Messenger RNA from Cylas formicarius (sweet potato weevil), 1528 nucleotides. RefSeq lists its product as uncharacterized. Lineage: Eukaryota; Metazoa; Arthropoda; Insecta; Coleoptera; Brentidae. The record is from RefSeq and is a predicted model, not a curated record. The transcript is spliced from 9 exons. Bases 38 to 1474 code for a protein of 478 amino acids.
ACAGUUCCGCAAUGAUGGCACCGACUCAUAAUUAAACAUGAAGUGGUACCAUCGGAUAGCGGUGGUCCUGCUGUACGCGCACCUAGGCAGGACGCAGGAUCCGGCAGUCCGGCCGGUCGGCGUUGCGUACUUGAUAGACGCGGUGUCGCAGGACAGGAUUCCGCAGGAGUUUGUUGACGAUGACAUUAGCAACAAUAUCCCUGAAGACAGCCAGAAGCCUGGGCACCGUUUAUUUCUGAUAAGACCUAUUCCCAUAGAUCAAGCCGGCGAUGGGGUUUAUUUUAGACCAGAGAACGGACUACCCCUAAAUCAGCCUCAGCGCUUAACAGCGUUGCCUCCAAAAAUACGCAAACGCAGGUCCUACGGAACGGGAGGCAGCUACGGAAGCGGCGGUAGCGGAGGUGGUUUCGGGGGCGGUUUCGGUGGCGGUGGUGGCGGAGGUGGAGGUGGAGGCGGCGGUUUUGGAGGCGGAUUCGGCGGAGGUUCUGGAGGCGGCCUCGGCGGUGGUUUAGGCGGCCUCGGUGGACUCGGGGGCUUGUUUGGCGGGCUCGGAGGCGGAGGAGGCAAAGGUGGAGGCUUCGGCGGCGGCGCCGGCGGUGGCGGACUGAGCGGAGGUAGUUUCGGCGGUUCCAGUAGCGGCGGAUACGGUGGCAGCAGUGGCGGAGGUCACGCUGGAGGUGGCGGAUUAGGUGGAGGUGGUGGACUGGGCGGAGGAGGCGGAUUAGGUGGAGGCAGCGGCGGAGGUCUCGGUGGUUCUGGAGGUCACGGAGGAGCAGGAGGUCACUCUGGAGGUGGUGGUUUUGGAGGCGGAGGCGGACUAGGUGGAAGUAGCGGCGGAGGUCUCGGUGGUGCUGGCAGCCACGGAGGAAGCGGAGGUCACGCUGGAGGCGGUGGAUUAGGUGGAGGUGGGGGCCUAGGUGGCGGCGGAGGGUUGGGAGGCGGAGGUGGUCACGGUGGCUACGGUGGCGGUGACGACGGGUUCGCCACAGGAAGCGUUAAUAUUAUAGGAGGUGGUAACGGUGGCGGCCUAGGAGGCGGACAUGGGGGUGGUCUGGGAGGCGGGGGUGGCUUAGGGGGAGGUUCGGGAGGUUUCGGAGGAAGCGGAGGAGGAUUUGGCGGUUCUGGCGGUUACGGCGGCUCUAGCGGUGGCGGUCUCGGAAGCGGUGGUUUUGGAGGAGGCAAAGGCGGUGGAGGAGGAGGAGGUCUUGGAGGCGGCGGCGGGGGAGUUCUCGGAGGCGGCGGAUUCGGCGGCCACGGAGGUGGAGGUUCCGGAGGAUACGGCGGAGGAAGCUCCGGCGGGGGAGGUUUCGGAGGUGGCGGUCACGGCGGAUACGGCGGCGGCAGUCACGGGGGUUUCGGCGGCGGACCGGGCGGAGGUUGCGGUGGUGGUUGCGGGGGCGGUGGAGGCGGAGCUAGCGCGCACGCGUCCGCCUCGGCGUCGGCGUCCGCCAAAGCGGGAAGCUACGGGAAGUAAACUUAUUGUGAUGUAAUUUUUUUAAGCAGUGUAAAUAAAUUUUUUUAAACACGU